GCUCGAUGGCCGUGGCCGAGGUGGGCGCCUGUGGCAGGCAGCUGCUCCUGCGGCCUCGGAUCAUUCUCUUCGGAGACUCCAUCACGGAGUUUUCCUUCCAAGAAAAUGGAUGGGGAGCAUCACUUGCCCACAGACUGGCUCGAAAGUGUGAUGUUUUGAAUCGUGGGCUCUCUGGCUAUAACUCCAGGUGGGCGAAAAUUGUUCUUCCAAGAAUAAUUAACAAAGACUCCAGUGCUGAGAACACAGUGGCAGUAACAGUCUUUUUUGGAAGUAAUGACAGUGCUUUAAAAGAGCUGAAUCCUAAGCAACAUGUCCCACUCGAUGAGUACGCUGACAAUUUGAAGAGUAUGAUACAGUAUCUAAAGUCUGUGAAUAUUGCAGAGGAUAAAAUUAUUUUGGUGACACCCCCACCUCUUCAUGAAACAGCGUGGGAAAAAGAGUGUAUCGCCAAAGGUGAGAAAUUAAACCGUCUCAACUCUACUACUGGGAAGUAUGCCAAGGCAUGUGUUCAAAUAGCCAGAGACUGUGGCACUGAGGUCGUUGAUCUGUGGACGCUCAUGCAAGAAAACAACCAGGACUUUUGCUGUUAUCUGUCAGAUGGACUUCAUUUAUCUGGGGAAGGAAAUAAUUUUCUAGCCAACCAGCUUUGGUCCCUCCUAGAACGAAGGACAUCAGAACUCCCUCUGCUGUUGCCUUACUGGCGAGAUGUUGAUCAUCUCCAUCCUGAAGCCAGCCUCCUAGAGAGUUCGCGGGAGUAAUCAAUAGAACGUAACUUCUGAGUCUUGUCUAAAUAGCCUUGGUGUGUUUGUUUAUGUGCAAAAUAAAAUGUUUGUUUUACUUAAGGA
Messenger RNA from Eublepharis macularius, 845 nucleotides. It is a transcript of the gene IAH1, whose product is annotated as isoamyl acetate hydrolyzing esterase 1 (putative). Bases 6 to 758 code for a protein of 250 amino acids. The record is from RefSeq and is a predicted model, not a curated record. Gene Ontology annotation, molecular function: hydrolase activity, acting on ester bonds. Lineage: Eukaryota; Metazoa; Chordata; Lepidosauria; Squamata; Eublepharidae. The transcript has 6 exons.